This is a messenger RNA of Prorocentrum cordatum, 2057 nucleotides long. NCBI's taxonomy places the organism in Eukaryota, Dinophyceae, Prorocentrales, Prorocentraceae. The record is from the annotation of a GenBank genome assembly.
CCGUAGCCAUUUUGGCUCAAGCCUGGUCGGGCGCGCGCGCGCGCGGGCUCGAGUUCGAUGGCGACGGGGAGACGGCCAGAUGAUCGGCUGUCUGGAGGGCAUCGGCGGGCGCCGCGCGAGCGCCGUCAGGCUCAGCGUUGGGCCGCCCUCUCACGUGAGAGAUUGGCGCAGAGGCAGGCAGCGCAGCUCCUGGAGCUGCAGGGCCUGGCCGAGGCGCCUCAGAGCAUCCUGCGCCGCCUGGCGCUCGUUGCGCCCGUGCUUAUCGCGCAGGAGAAGGGCGAGCAGCUACAGGAGGGCAGGAUACUAGAGCGGAACGUCGGCUGCCACGCGCAGAACCUCCCGCGGCCUGGAGCUCCGCGGCGCGCCUGGCGGAUCGCCCAGCGCGGCCCGCGGCUCCCGCGCCCGCGGUCGCUCCUGUCUGAGUCGAGGGAUUUCCCGACUGGCUCGGCGGUCUCGCACGUCGCCGACGUCGAGGCCGCCCUUCUGCUGGCGGAUUCCGCUGCCCGCGCCGCCGUGCACGCGGAGAGCGAGGGCCACGUGCAGCCUAGCGAGUACGUGGACACGCUGCGGCGCGAUGCCGACCUCUUCUGGCCGCUUCGGCCCCCGGGACGCUGGGACGACGGCGGAGUGGUGAAGAGCGGCACCGAGGAGGUCGGCACGGGACGCACGCCGCUGAGGUCGUCUGCUGAGCCUUUCCUGCUGUCGGGCAGCGGCAGCCAGCGACGGAGCGACGAAGGCGUUUUGUGCUCUUGUGGAGCAGUUCUGUUCUCUUCCUGCCGUGCCGCCGCUGGUAUUGUGGGUAUUGUGCAGGCGGAUGAUGUGUGCCCUGGAGGUACUGCAGGCCGUGCGCCGCUGCCUCCCGCAUCCGAUGCUGACGGUGGUGCCACUGCUGGUGUGCCAGGCGCGUCUUGCGAUGGCUCAGACGUCGACGACGUUACCCUGGACGGCGAGGCCGACGCGGACACCUCGUGCUCGGACCACACAAGCGACGGCGGGAGCGAGGGCGGCGGCGACGGGGACGACGGCGGCGCCUUCGGGGACCAUGCCGUGCCCGCGGCUGGCGAGUCCUCGCCGCUGCUGUUGUCCGUCAGUGGCCGUCUGGGCGAGGCCGUCAGCCACAACGACAGCGACGACGACAGCGUAGGCGGCCAGGGGCAGGAGCAUGCCGACGGCGAUGCUGCUACUGCCUGCUCCGCCACCGCUGCGUCGGCGCUCAGUGGAGCGAUCGCGACCUACCUCGGCGUGAACGAAGCCGCACUCCUCCGUGGAGACGGAGACGGCGGUCGAACUGCCGCGGGAUUCGCUGAGCUGGCCGUGCCGACCGAGGACGCUGAGGGCGAAGUGCGGCGAUGGCUCGCCGACUGGUCAAAGGUGGCUCACAUUUGCUCCCUGCAGGAGCAGCUGGGGGCUGCUAAGAAGGAAGUGCAGCUCCUGCGCUGGAAGGCAGGGUGGCUGGAGAUUGACUCCGUCGGGGUGAGGUGCAGGGCAGGCCUGCCGUUCGUCCUCCAAGAGUCUGGGGGCCGCCUCGCCUGGCAUGAGUUCUAGGAGCGGGGGCAGGGACUUCGGCGAGGCCCGUUGUGUGUUUCAGCCCCCACGUGAGGUCAGGCCCGUUUGGCUUUGCAAUGCGUGUGCUGGCCUCACCUCGAGGUUCGUGAGGCCCUUCGUCACUUGUUGAGAAGGUGGGCCUCGCGUCUCAUUUGCAGCGAGGCAGACUUCCUGGCCGUGCUUUGCGUGCCUCAGUCUCCGCUGCUGUCUUGAUUUCUUUGAAAUCUUGCGCUUCGCGCGUUUGGCGCUUCGCGCCCUCCCCUGCGGAGGCUCCUUCGGGGCCCCUAGGGUUGGCCCUUGAGGCCCUGGGGCCAACGGGCUCCGUGGGCCUCGGGCUCCUUUUAGCCUUCAUAGGCCCCGCAGCUCACAGCUCACACAGGAGCACGGCAGACUCUACAGGAGCACGGCAGACCACAAAGGAGCACGGCAGACCACACAGCAGCCCGGCAGACCGCCUCCGGCGUGCACCGUUGGUUCUGGGGCUUAAUUUUCUCUAACUAAGGGGUACGGGC